AUGCCCUCCAUAAACAGCUCGCUUGCGAGCUUGGUGCAACAUCUUGUGCCCCAGUCAAGAGGAGACGAGCCAUUACGCGCUGAACUGGUGGAGGCAUGUCAGGAGAUACUGAGAAGUCACAUAGGCCAAAGCCGCGAAACGGAUAUCAUGCAUCUCGGCAACUUGAUUAAACGACAGCUUCAGCACUCUUCCCAUGUCUCUCCUGCCACGGCAGUUCGUUUCUCUAACCUCUUUGCUCGCUUGCAAGACCAAUCAAUCCUCAACCGUAAACAUGCAUCUUUACUAUUUUUGCAUUCGUUGUCCUCCACAAAUCCCACGUCACCUGGCGACUCUGUACCACAGCUCCUUCCACUACUUGCUCCUCCCAGGCCAUCCUCUCGUGCGACGAAUGGAACUAGAUCAAGAGCGGAUAGCAUCAGCCCUACAGCAAUUGUUCCUCCACAAAUGGCCUUUCCGGCUGGCGUGAAACCUCGAUCAAAAGCCGAAAUAUUAAAAGAAUACAGGACUAAAGCUGGCCGCUCACAUCUACCGGAGGAUCUCUUGUUACGAGACGUUCUCUAUCUCCUCCAGGGAAUAUCUGGGAAAUAUGUUCGUUUUGACAAUAGUAAAUCCAAAGAUGAACAAUACGUAGUUUUCGUAGAGGAUGGGGCGCAUAGUAUUCCACCUCCGACUCGUACCCUGAUUCACCGGCUGUCAGAACUGGGUUACUUAUUCACUAGAGUUUCGGAGUUUGUCCAACUAAAAGCUGGUAAACCGACAGUUGGGCUAAUUGAACAGAGUUUGUGCCACCAUCUGCAACAACAGCUUACCGAAUACUAUCGACUUUUGGCGGUACUGGAAGCUCAGGCACAAGCAUCUCCACAUGGUCCGACACUCGAGUCUACUGAAGAUAACGGUUUGACAUUACGACGUCUUCUAGUGUGGACAGAUGAGUGGAGGCUUCGCCUGCGCAUGAUGAGCGUUUGUGUUGAAAAUUGCUCGGACGCGCAUGGUGGUACAUUGAUCAACCUUAUCCAUGCGUACACCGAUAAUGGCGAUCCUUUUGUGCGCAAUUUUACUGAUCUUCUACUGGAAGAGGUCUCCAAACCUUUUUUCAUAUCCUUACAUAGAUGGCUGUUUUCAGGAGAGUUACAUGACCCAUUUAACGAAUUUUUCGUAUCAAGUAACCCAGAGCUCGCGCAUCAUCACUACAUGAACGGAGCUAAUGGAUUGGGCGAAGGUGCAUUCGCUGGGCUUUCCGGAGACGAACUAGAUGUCGCACUGCUAUCGGCUGAUGCGGGUCAAUCGAGUGCGUUUGGAGGACUCCGAUUGUGGAAAAGCAAGUACCAGUUUAAAAAGGAAAAGCUGCCUAGUUUCGUGGGUGAAGCAUUUGGAAGAAAGAUAUUCUCAACAGGCAAAAGCUUGAAUUUCAUUAGGUACAACUGCCACGAUAACGACUGGAUUGAGACUCGGAACAAACUUAAUGGAUUCGGCAGCGUAUUGAAAUACAGUGACAUCGCCGGACUAGAGCAUUCUAUCGACACGGCAUUUCAGAUUGCAAGCCAGCGACUAUUUGAUAUCUUCCUUGUAAAGUUUAAACUUAUGGAUCAUCUCCUGGCACUCAAACAGUAUCUAAUGCUUGGCCAUGGUGAUUUCGCGGAUCAACUUAUGGAAGCCCUUGGUCCCAACCUGUCUCGUCCCGCAAAUACGUUGUACAGGCACAAUUUAACAGCCACUCUUGAUACUGCCAUUGAGCGCUCAAACGCUCGCUUUGAUUCGACUGAUAUUAUUCGACGUUUGGACGCACGGAUGCUCGAAUAUUCUCACGGCGAAAUAGGAUGGGACGUUUUCACACUCGAGUACAAAGUAGAUGCACCUCUGGACACGGUCCUCGAUCCCGAGUCCAUGCGCAAAUAUAUGACGUUGUUCCAACACCUCUGGCAAAUGCGACGUGUGGAUGUGACUCUGACACAAGGUUGGGCAAGGCUGGCUAGCGCCUCAAAGACAAUUGCCCGGGUUCCUGAAUUACAAAGUUCGUGGCAUCAAGUCCGUAUAGUGUUGGCAGAAAUGAUACAUUUUAUACGCCAAAUGCAAUCGUUCUCACACCUCGAGGUUAUCGAUGUUUCGUGGAAGCGUCUUGUCGAGUUUACUCGUAAAAAGGAAGGUGAUUUGGACGCUUUGAUUGACGCGCACCAAACAUACCUUGAGCGUAUCGAGAAAAAGGUCUUGUUGAUUAGUUCCAAGAGUGGGAGAGAGGAAUCGGUACUCAAUCAGGUUCGAGAGGCUUUUCAGACUAUUCUUCAAUUCAGGGAAGCCACGGACGCAUUCCACAACCACACUUUGGCGGAAGCUGCACGACGUGACAGUGAACGCGAUGGGCAUAGAGGAGUGUAUACAACUAUUGGUAACGAGGAUAUUGGAAGGUAUACACGAGACAACGCCGAGUCGCUACCCCGAAUUCUCAGACGAGUUGAACAAUACUCCCGCACCUUCUCUGAUUUGGCCAUGUCGAUUGUAGUUGCACUCAAUACACACAGCGACUACGAAUGUAGGUUUUUGGGAGUCCGUCUAUCUUUCAGUGACUUUUACCGCCUCAAGCGCGAGCGUCAGCUGGCCGCUGCUAAUGGUGACGGAAGAUGA
Messenger RNA from Rhizoctonia solani, 2619 nucleotides. Its product is annotated as gamma-tubulin complex component 5. NCBI's taxonomy places the organism in Eukaryota, Fungi, Basidiomycota, Agaricomycetes, Cantharellales, Ceratobasidiaceae. Gene Ontology annotation, cellular component: centrosome; gamma-tubulin small complex; spindle pole. The coding region runs from base 1 to 2619 and encodes 872 amino acids. Gene Ontology annotation, molecular function: microtubule minus-end binding; gamma-tubulin binding. Gene Ontology annotation, biological process: spindle assembly; meiotic cell cycle; mitotic cell cycle. The transcript has 16 exons. The record is from RefSeq and is a predicted model, not a curated record.